CUAUGUUGAGAGGACUGAGUGCCGAAGUUCCGAGUUUGGAUUGGGCAUCACGGCGGAGCUACAGAAUUUGAAAUUCCGACGUUGACGGAUUAAUCGGCCGACAUCUAGCGCCUAGCACCUAGCAGCUAGACUUAGCUUCUACUUGGCGCAUACAAGUACAAGUAGUCAGAAAAUACACCAGCAAUUGACUGCUACUGCUACUGCUACUCCUACUACCAACGAGUCAAGAAUACAGCUACGGCGAUGGCUACGGCUAUUUACUAAAUUCCCCACGUUGAACUGAACUACUCCAAGUUCCCAGUGCAAGUACCCGUGGACUAUGCUCUUCAGUUUCUGACCCUGCUACUGCCACAGCAUUUCCUCAUCGUCAUCCUCGUUAUUCGUGAAUAGUUACUUGUACCGUACAAUCCAGCACUCCGAAUAUGCAAUAUCAAAAUGCCACUGAAAGCAGCACCAGCACCAGACCCAGCCCCAGUACUUUCGGCGGCGGCGCGCGAGCGAGAGCUCUACAGGUCAGCAACCGGCGAGCGUGCUCAUUCACACGUUAGGAUGUUGAAAUCUAACGUACUUUUACUGCACUAGAUACUACCAGCCAGAUGAAGAGUCGAUGGAGAGGACGGCCGAUGGAGUCAAGAUACCGAAAGCUUCACUUGACCCUUGCUUGACUGCAUUUGCGCAGCUCGGAGCCCUGCGUCUUAACGCUAAACGCGGAAUCAUCACCCUUUCCCAUGGCCAUACCGAGUUCUUGCUGGCAGAGUCCGGUCAGGCUCUUUCUCUACAGAGAGAUGACGACGACGGAGACAAACUUUGGCAUGGUGUGGGUGCAUUUGCAUGUCCUUCGGAAACACACUCCACGAUUGGCUCCGAACUAGUCGAUCAUUUUUGUCGUACUGAAGACGAGUACACGGUCAACACCGAUCUCACAAAGGACGAUAGAUAUAAGAACAAUUGUGUAGUCAAUGGCGAGCCACAUGUUCGAUUCUUGGCUGCUGUUCCUUUGCGCGCUCCAAGUUCGAAUGCAGUUAUAGGCAAUUAUAUCGUAGCAGAUGAUAAGCCCCGCGAUGGCUUGAAGGACACAGACGUUGAAUUUAUGAUUGAUAUGGGAGUGACGGUGAUGGAUUAUCUUGAGGCAGGGUUGAUUAAGAAGAAGCACUAUCGGUCCGAGAGAAUGCUAAAAGCCAUUACCUUGUUUGUUGAAGGAAAGACAAGCUUGCGAGACUGGUGGUUAAAGUGGGGUCAUAGGAUCCAGCAACCCUCGCAGAAAAGAAGACGACAUGCCUCCGUACUCGAAAAGCUGGCGGAUGACGAGUUCGGGGUGCAGGAACCAGUCCCAAACUUGCCUAAAGGCUUCGAUUCCAAGCAAUGGCCAGAAGACGAAAGCCAACCUUCUCGAACACCAUCGUCGAUUUCCGGGACAUCGAAAGACGAUUCUAGAGACAAUCGACCCCAGCUCUCAAGAGUAGAUAGCCAUAUAAAUUCAGCCGAUUCGUAUGGCUCUGUUGCACAGUCUUCUCAAACUUGGAGGGAGCGAAAUAGUUCUGUAACUACAUUAGAGAAUCUUGCGGACCCAAAUGCGGAACAUAACGAAAACAAAUCCUCUGUAUCUUUCGAUUUACCGGUUCCCCCAACAACAGAUAGCUCUGAUGCACCCAAAGGGCUACAGGACGCGCUAGUGUCAAGUGAGAUGAAAGCCGUCUUUUCUAGAGCUAGCAACCUUAUCAGAGAGGCGAUUGGCGUUCAAGGAGUGAUCUUCUUUGAUGCAAGUAUAGGAUCAUUUGGCGGAAAUUUGGAUGGCGCAAGUGUGGAUGAUAAGCCACCGGGUGCUUACACUGAUCAGGCCACCGUUACCAGUGAAGAUGAAAAUGCCAGGAAGCGAUUUACAUCUGACAAUGACACUAGCGGAUCGAGUCAUUCUGAUUCUACAAGUCAUUUGGAGAGCCUCGAAAAGUCCUGUAAUAUCCUUGGGUUUAGUACCCGACGCCGUUCAAGUCUCCGUGGGCACGCGCUAUCACAGGAAUAUGGGAAAUUACCGGAGUCGAUGAUGAAAAGACUUCUGAAGAGAUACCCACACGGUAAAAUCUUCAACUUCGAUCAUGACGGAAACUUUUCUUCGAGCGAAUCUUCAUACACGAGUAACACUGAUAUGCAGACCGAAAAGCCGAUUCUGCCACAAGAAAAGCCAAGACGUAGGCACAGACAUUCAAAGGAAGCCGAUGCCAAAGCCAUAUUGAAGAUCUUACCAGGUGCAAGAAGUGUAUUUUGGUUUCCACUGUGGGAUCAAAAUCGAGAACGUUGGUUCUCAGGUAGCUUGAUUUGGUCAACUUCUCCAACCCGAGUCAUGUGCCCAUUAGAAGAUCUGACCUACCUUGCGGCCUUUGGAAACAGUGCUAUGGCCGAGAUAUCCCGUAUCUCAGCUCGUAAGUCCUCCUAUCUUUUGAUCUUGGUCCAUUUCUAUCGGAAGAAGUUUGCUUUUUAGUGUCUUCGGGUCAUUUAACCUUCAAAAUGGACAACUCAUUGUCCUCUCUGCCAUGAAGUGAUACUCAGAGAAUUUUAUUGACAAGCUGCAUGAGAAAUCUGCUAUCAACCACUGUGACUUGUCUGUACUGAUAGCACAGUUGUUGCAAGUUAUCAUUUUGAUCUUUGUUUGAAUAUUGUUUCACUUCACUUUUGCCUCGAAACAAAACCAACAGAGUGCUGUUGCGCGCUGCUUUGGCACCACGAGACAUUUCCACGUCACACAGCUCCCGCAUUUUGAUAGUUCAUAAUGUUCCAUUCGCGUUAUCCUGCAGUUCCUGUAAUAGGCUAAUUUCAAUGGUCAACAGAGGUUUUGGAGAAAAUGAAGUCCGAUUUCAUCUCCAGUAUAUCUCACGAAAUGAGAAGUCCACUUCAUGGAGUAUUGGCGAGCGUUGAAUUCCUACAAGAAACAACCCUAACCGAGAUGCAAGAGGAUAUGGUAAAUAAUAUCCAUACCUCUGGCAAGGUCUUGCUGGAUACUAUCAACCACGUCCUUGAUUUUUCCAAAGUAAAUAGAAAGUCAAAAAACAAUACCAGAAUACCAAAGACCGCCGGCAAACGCAGAAAGAAGUUCUCGCUUGAUAAACCUAUCACAGUUGAAGCCGAAGUGGAGGAAAUUACAGAUAUUCUGGUAUUAUCAGAAGAAGUGAUCGAAAGCAUAUGCGCCGGUCAUAAUCUGGUCAAAUACGUCAGCAGUCCGAUAGCCGAGCGCUCCUCUUUCGUCAACUCAGACGACCGUCCUAUCCAUAUCAUUGCGGAUAUAGAGUGGCGACCAAGUUGGGUCUUCGAUAUUGACCCUGGAGCUUGGAGUCGGAUCUUGAUGAAUCUUUUCAGCAAUGCACGUGAGUAUUUUCGGAUUUAUCUCUUCAGUCGGAUGAUUCUAGAAACCUUUGUACAUUGUUUACGGCAAACCGAUUUCCCCAGCUGAAUGCUCCCCAUUUUUAUCAUCCAAGCAAAUGAAAAUUCUGACUGGGCUCUUCUACAGUGAAAUACACGAAAGCAGGAUUUGUAAAAAUCUCUCUGGAGAUCGAUAACAGAGGGGCAAAUUCAGGUCCAGAUUCACGAGAAUCACUCUUACUCAAAGUUCGAGACUCAGGAAUAGGAAUAUCUGAGGAGUUUUUGAAGCAUCGACUCUUUAAACCAUUUGCUCAGGAGGACUCUCUAGUUAAUGGCAGCGGUCUUGGCUUGAGUAUUCUUCAACAUAUCAUUCGAGACCUCGGCGGCACGAUUCACUUCACUUCUGAAUUGGGCACAGGGACAGAAGUUGUUGUCAGGCUGCCUUUGACGGCACGGGAUUCAAUCCCUACUAAGCAAGGGGAUGUGGAUAUUCUUUCCGAAGUCCGUGAGGUGGUUGAAGGAUUCAAGUUCCGACUAGAUGGUUUUGACAGAUAUCCGGAUAUCACUGAAACUCCUACUGGUAUUCUUCCUCCAGAAUCGGAAGCGGCAAUGUUGCUCAAAUCUACCGCCCAGUCAAUGCUCAUCGAUUGGUUCAACAUGGAGCCCGUUCUACUCGACAACGAAGCCUCUGGUAUUGAUUUAGUAGUCAUCAUGGAUCCUGGAUUAGGUGAUGUAGGUGUCAAGAAUAUUUUGGACAGCUACGAUAACCAACUGCCUUCGAAGUCCGGUAAAUCUAUUGCAAUAGUUUUGUGCAGUGGCUACCACCGACCAGCACCCCUGCAUAAUUGUGGAAAGUUCCGAAUAUUCUACUUACAACAAUCGUAAGGAACAUCCAACCGUUCUUGUUACUGAAAGCCUGCUAAUGACAAUGUAGUUACGUACCUCAUAAAUUGGCAAAAGUCCUCCAUAGCGCUUUUUGUAAGAGUGACAUCACUGAAGAAGAUCUUCGCACGGGACAAAAUACCGUCGGGGAGCUUCUCAAUCAAGCUGGACCCUCUGUAUCACAAACUGUGGACAAGGUAUUGCAGGACACUAUCGAGACUAAAGACUUCGAACUGGGAGACCAAAAGUCUCCUUCUCCAACCAAUCCCCCGGACCACACAUCUCCACUACCAGAACCCUCAAACCCCGCGCCCACACGACCAAAAGAGAUGCGCGUCCUCCUUGUCGAAGACAACGAAAUCAACCUGAGACUCCUUGUCGCGACAAUGCGCAAACUGAAAAUCAAGCACUACACAGCAACGAAUGGUCUCGAAGCACUCAAUACCUACAAGAAACUCAACGGUUUCUGCGACGUGAUUCUCAUGGAUAUCAGCAUGCCAGUGAUGUCUGGGAUUGAGAGUGCGAGACGUAUCAGGAGAUGGGAGAGGGAUAUGAAAUGCGAGCCGACCAAGUUGAUUGCGCUUACUGGGGCGGCAAAUCCGGCAACGCGGCAAGAGGCUUUUAGUGUGGGGAUGGAUCUGUAUUUGACUAAGCCGUUACCGAUGAAGGAGUUGAGGGAGAUGAUGGAGGUUGUUAGGAAAGGGCGGGAGAAAGAAGGUGGAGAUGUGGGGGAGGAGGAGGAGGGGGUGGAUGACUGA
This is a messenger RNA of Hymenoscyphus albidus, 4991 nucleotides long. Lineage: Eukaryota; Fungi; Ascomycota; Leotiomycetes; Helotiales; Helotiaceae. The record is from the annotation of a GenBank genome assembly.